AUGUCCUUUAUACGCCUCUUGCAACGCAAACCCAAUGGCGAGAUCGUCUUUCGUGAAUUUACCAGCAGCGAAGUCCCUACCUACGCAAUACUCUCUCAUACCUGGGGAGAAGAGGAGGUUGUCUAUCAAGACUUGAAAAAAAGCAAGAACAAGAGCAAGACUAUAAAUAAGGCUGGGUGGAGGAAGAUACAGUUCUGCACGAAGCAAGCCGCAGUAGAUGGACUGGAAUACUUCUGGGUUGAUACCUGCUGCAUCGAUAAGAAGAAUUCGGUCGAGCUUAACGCGGCGAUCAACUCCAUGUUUCGGUGGUAUCAGAAUGCUGCACGCUGCUACGUCUACCUUUCGGAUGUCUCCAAGCCCGACACUGGGGUAGAUGACCAGAGGGCAUGGGAGGAAGCUUUCAGGAAGAGUCGUUGGUUCACUCGAGGCUGGACGCUUCAGGAGCUUAUUGCACCAAGGCUGGUUGACUUCUUUUGGGUCGAUUUUGAGCAAUUUGCUGUUGAGCUCAACCUCGCGUCAUUUCCCGAAGCUACACAGCUUGUCGCUAGAGAGAAGGAGCUAUCGGAAAUGCACGAGCUACUUCAAGAUCACAGUAUUCGAUCCUGUGUCAUCCUCCAUGGUCUUGGGGGUAUGGGAAAGACUCAGCUAGCGACCACAUAUGCCGGACGACACAAGGAGAAAUAUACGGCGAUCUUCUGGCUGAACGAGAAUGACGAAGACUCACUCAAGCUGAGCUUUCGGGACAUUGCUCAGCAGGUGCUGAGACAUCAUCCUUCUACCAGUAUACUAUCCAGCAUAGACCAAGAUAAAGACCUCGAUCAAAUUAUUAGUGAAGUCAAGGGCUGGCUUGACUCCCCGCAGAACACAAAGUGGCUAAUGAUCUACGAUAACUUCGAUAAUCCUAAAAGAUCUGACAAUCCCGACAACUCAGCAGUCGAUAUACGUCAAUUCCUCCCUCAUUCUGAUCACGGCUCGAUCAUCAUUACGACACGAUCAUCACAGGUUAAGCAGGGUAUACGAAUUCAUGUUCAGAAGCUAGAUGUCAGGGAAGGUCUUGAGAUUGUGUCUAAUAUGUCAGGACGUAAGGGUAUUGAAAAGGCGCUCGUCAAGGAACUCGACGGCCUACCACUUGCUUUAUCUACAGCAGGGGUCGGGGCUAGAGGGUAUAGUGUGCAUAGUUGUGUCCACUCGUGGAUAGUGUUUGUGCUUAACAAGGGGUGGGACAAGAGCCUUGCACAUUUGGCUUUAACCUGUGUAGCCUCGGAGGUUCCUGAUACAAAUGAAAAGUACUGGUGGCUCUCACAGCGGCGUCUUCUUCAACACGCAACACGACAGGCCUUCUUUAUAGAAGACGCCAAGGUAGAUAUAGACAGACUAUAUUGGGAGUUUCACAACCUAGGCGACCUCUACAGAGAUCAAGGCAAGCUAGCAGAGGCAGAGAUGAUGUAUCUUCGAGCGCUGGAAGGUAGAGAGAAGGCACUUGGACCAGAUCACACAUCAACACUCCAAACAGUCAACAACCUAGGUAUUCUCUACAGAAACCAAGGCAAGCUAGCAGAGGCAGAGAUGAUGUAUCUUCGAGCACUGGAAGGCUAUGAGAACGCUCUUGGUCUUGAACUUGCCUCGUCUUAUCUACCGGCGUUGAACACUAUGUUCAACUUUGGAGACCUCUUCUCGCAAACUGACCGGAAAGACAUGGCAAGGGCAAUGUAUAAUCGAGCAUUGUCUGGAUACACAACCGUCCAAGGGCCUUCCUCUAAAUUGUCUAGGCAAAUUGAAGAUCGGCUUCAAGCGUUGCAAGUUGCGUCUGCUGGGUCGAAUAAGCUUACUAAGCUAUUGGCCGAUUUUGGUCGAGCUGCUGGGUUGCAAGAGUGCCAAGAGGAGCACGGUAUCAGCGCACCAGACCGCGAUGACCUAGCAAAGACGUUGAGAGUAGCUCAGACGAUGACGACAUAG
Sclerotinia sclerotiorum 1980 UF-70 is the source of this 1956-nucleotide messenger RNA. RefSeq lists its product as hypothetical. Lineage: Eukaryota; Fungi; Ascomycota; Leotiomycetes; Helotiales; Sclerotiniaceae. The record is from RefSeq and is a predicted model, not a curated record. The transcript is spliced from 6 exons. Gene Ontology annotation, molecular function: protein binding; ADP binding. Bases 1 to 1956 code for a protein of 651 amino acids.